Molecule: messenger RNA, 714 nt
Organism: Geosmithia morbida
Lineage: Eukaryota; Fungi; Ascomycota; Sordariomycetes; Hypocreales; Bionectriaceae
Exons: 3
Coding region: 1-714 (237 amino acids)
Source: RefSeq, a predicted model, not a curated record
AUGUCGGCCACGCCACCCCUCUCGGCCGCAGAGCGUAUCCGCUUCCUCACAAACGACGACGACGUCUUUCGCGCCUUUGACUCAUACCCAUGGACAAAGGACAAGACGUUUCUGGCCGGCCUCUACGCCAUCCUCGGUAAACCAGACGCCCCAAACAACUCCCAAGCAUCCCUGUCCGACAUGGCCACCCACGCCCGCAUCUUCUACUAUACUCAGAAGAUCGGCGUGACCAUUGACUUCUCCCGUUAUACAACCUGGUUGGCCAAUCACCCUACCCAUCAACCACCUCACGUACUACCUGAAGAGUACACCAACACCAACACCACCAAUGACAUCACCUCCACUCCUAUUCUAGACUGGCAACAGGCUGCUCCCAAGGCAGACCUCUACAUUGACAAGGAACGUCUUCUCAAAGAGCAGCAGCAGCAGCAGUCAGAUCAACCUGCCUACCCAAUGGGUUUCGCCGAAAUGAUCAAGCUUCUCCAAGAGGGGAAACCAGUCCCAGGUAUCCGACAUAUCCCAAACACUAUCGUUAGAGACCCUUCUGUCAAACCUAUCGGCUCUAGACCUGUCCCACGCAAACCCUGGGAAAGGGAUACCGACUCACAAGUCGCCCAUCUCGAGACAAAUGAGAUACUCGACUCAACCUUCCCAGAUCUGGACACGGACACGGCCGGUACUAAUGAUGCACAGAAGUCGGCUGCUUAUGCAUGA